ACUCAUGCAGAGUACAAAAAUAGUUUUGUUUGAUAGGAAAAAAAAACAGUGGGUCUAGGAAUACUAGCAGUUAAAUGAUGUAGAAUGAAUGAUUCAAAAGUAUGAUGAAAUUUCAUUCCGUGCAUGGAAAAUCUGUGACUCUCACAGAAGGAAAACUAGUGGCCACCAAGUCGGAUGCCUCCUUUUGUCAUGGUAUUGUAUUCAGUGACCAGCCUCUGAAGGUCAACCAGAAGGUGUCAUUUGAGGUCAAAACCACUGAUGCAUGGAGUGGAGGAAUCAGGAUUGGAGUGACCUCAUUUGACCCUGGAAAACUUCAAAGCUCAGAUCUACCUAAGUAUGCCAUUCCAAGUUUGUCUAAAAGGGAAGGAUUUUGGGUGUGUCCGAUAAGUGAAGGUAUAAUCACAUCAGGCUGCAAAGUGACUCUAUAUGUAAACAACAGGGGACAGCUACAGUUUUUUGUCAACAGUGUUUAUAAAGGAGCAUGCCUUAAAGGACUUCCUAUUGGGAAAACCCUGUGGCUGUGCCUCGAUCUUUACGGAAACACAAAAAGUGCCAAGUUCAUUAAAGCAGAUGAUGCCCCUAAGGAGAUUCUGGCUCGUGGACCAGAGGCGGUCCAAGCUUAUGAAGAGGCCUGUAUAUCUGGUACACAACCAGUGUACAGAACCAGACUAAUGCUGGUUGGCCAGGAGCGGGUGGGCAAAACCAGUCUGAAGAGGGCCCUUACCAGACAAAAGCAUAACAAAGAUGAGGAGCAGACAGUCGGGAUAGACUUGUCCAAUUCCUGCUCCUUUAGUUACCUUCAUGACAAAUGGCAAAUGGCUGUACAGGGCGAACAUGAAAAAGAGGCUGAUACACUGGAAGAACAAAAACAGCUAGGAAUUAUGGGAGGUGUAGUGGGUCUCCAAGAAGAGUAUCAUAAGGCAUUAGCAGAAAAUAUUGUGAAGGAACUUAAUCAGCCAAAAUUUAGAAAGGAGGCUUCAAUGAAGGGACGUGCAACAAGCAGAGACAGUGCCAAGUCAACCAGGAAGCCAUUUGACUUGGAGAGUAUAAAGUCUACUUCCUCUGUACAUGGUGCGAUAGCUCACAUUCCAGAGAAAUUGUCACAUAUUCCACCCGAGAUGUUUACUGAUGUCCCAGAACGAGUGGUGCAACUUGUUCAGGAAAUGCUUGACCAAAACCGGGAACCAACUACCUCCAAGAACCAGCCAAAACUCUCCAAAACUUCUUCUUUCAAAAGGCAGUCUAGUUCAUCAAAACCACCCAUUCCAGAACCAACACUUGACAGUUCCUCAGAAGUAGACAAAACUAACAUAGAGAAGAAAGUUGUGCUGAAUAUAUGGGAUUUCUCUGGACAUUCCCUUUAUUAUACAACCCACCAGGUAUUUUUGUCCUCUCGUGCUGUGUACAUGAUUGUUUUUAAUCUUUGCCAUGAUUUAAAAACCACUAGAUCAGAGAACUCCUCUACCGAGGCUUGGAAUACUAUAGAAUACAUGGACUAUUGGCUGAGGACUAUAUAUAGCCACACCUCCCAGAACAGUACCAACACCAUCACUAGCAGUAGGAUUUCUCCUCCUAUCUUAGUGGUGGGAACACACAGAAAUAGUCUGUCAUCUGAUGAGGUGGAGCAGAAGAAACUGGUUGAGGAGAAAUUUGAUGAGCUGAGAACCUUUAUGAUGGACAAACCAUACACCAGACAUUUAAUCACACCAUUUAUAGCCAUAGAAAAUGACAUGGAGGAGGGAGAAGACCCUCAGAUUGGAGAAGUAAGGAAAAUGAUAAAAGAGGCAGCUAGUGAAGAACCAUACAUGGGGGAACAAAUGCCAAUCCGCUGGUUAAAGUUUGAACAAGAGAUUGCUAAACUUGUAGCCGAGGAUACCACUCAUGCUUCCUAUGAUCAGAUUCAGGAGCUGGCCAGUAAUCUGGGUAUUACUGAUGAAAAUGAGAUUAAAAUCAUGGUAAACUUCUACCAUGACCUUGGAGUGUUGAUCCAUUAUGGCAGUUCUGGGACCAUUGACAAUGUUCUUAGGAACACAGUAGUGCUACAGCCCCAUUGGUUGGUGGACAUGUUCAGGUCUAUUGUGCUGGCAAAGCCCAGAAGUGACAAGUGGAGUUUUAGCAAAGAUAAAUGGAAAACAUUUGAGCAGAAAGGAAUUCUGGAUGAUUCUUUAGUGGAUGAUAUCUGGAAGAAGGCAACAAUGCAGAAAACAGUUCUCCUGGGUCUAAUGGAGAAGUUUGAUCUCCUCUGUCCAGCUUACACACAGGCAAAUCAGAGGCCCAAGUAUUAUUUUGUGCCAUCAAGGUUGACCAAUGAGAAUGAUUCAGACAAACGUCUGUAUGCCAACAACCCAAGCAAUGCGGUGUUCUACAUCAACUUCGCUGGUUUUCUACCUGUUGGACUGUUUUACAGAAUUGUUACUAGAACAACAAAAUGGUGUAUAGACAAUACUGGAAAAGAGCCGUACAGCUUGUUGAAAACUCUUGCAAGGUUUUAUUUAGAUGAGGAGCAUGAUUUCGUGUUAGAAAUGGCUCCUCAAAAAUAUCACAGAAUAAAGAUUGUUGUGACCAGGGUCAAUGAUAUGUCAGAAACAAACAAUACAGAUAAUACCAAUUUGUCACCCAAACCAAGUGCUUGUGCCAAAUUAAGAAAUUUUCUAGAAAGUAGUCUUCUAGAGUUGAAAGAGGGCUGGAUGAAGAGAUUAGUCUACUACACCUGUGUGGAAUGUCCAUGUGGGCGACCAUGUUAUCUCCAUGGUGAUGAUAUCUGCAAGGAGGAAGAAUGUUUACAUUUCUUAGAUUUAGACGAAUGCUUAGCAAACAGGAUUGUUUGUUGUGAGCACAGAAGAGUAAAAACUACAUCUAUUAAGCAGUGGUUUCCUGAAACUUUAUCACCAGUUUUUCAAGGUCAUAUCUUGCCAGCCAUUGACCUUGAGGAAUCUUACGGAAACAUUGAAAAACACAGUCCCUUAUUACCAGUGUGGGUCAAAGGUGCUGCUAAGUUACUGAAUUCUGGGGAGGAGAAUCAGGACUGGCUUGCUCUAGCCAAACUCAUGGGUUACAAGGAGCCUCAGAUAGAGAAGUUCCUGGAAGACCUUAACCCAGGUUUGGCCUUGUUAACUGACUGGAUCAUCAGCAGUGGUAAUACAUCACUCUCUGUGGACAUGCUGAUCACAUUCCUGGAGAAGAUGAAUAGAGAUGAUGUGCUAGAGAUCAUUGAGAAGGCUAACGACACAGAUAAGGAUCCACCCCAGCUUUUCAUCAGUUAUCAGUGGGACUCUCAAGACGAAGUCAAGGCUCUCCGAGAUAAGAUGGAGAGGAGCGGGUUUUCCUGCUGGAUGGACAUUGGUCAGAUGGGAGGUGGAGAUUUUCUCAGUGCCAAAAUCGACCAGGGUAUUCGCAACUGUAAGGUGGUGCUUGCCUGUAUAACGCCAAAAUAUGUGGUAUCCCACCAUUGUAACCGAGAGCUGAGUCUGGCCGACCUGCUGAACAAAACCAUUAUCCCCAUUAUGUUUGAGGAGGUACCCUGGCCUCCCCCAGGAGGGAUGUCCCUCAUCUUCUCACAGCUUGUUUACAUUAACAUGAAAGGUGUUGGUGGGCAUGGUGGCACUGGUAUCCAUGCCGACCUGAAAGACAAAUACAAGGAGAUAGUCCAGAAACUGAUGAAUUACGUUGUUCCAGACCUGACAAAGUAUUUUGACACUGAGACUCUGGUCAGUAAACAGUUUUCUAAUGACAACAGUAGUAUAUAUAGUGAGACCCACUCCUUACCAAUAGUGACAGAAUCUACGGUGAAUUAUCAAGGAAUCCAUGAGGCCCGACAGCAUAAUGUGAUAAGACAGGAUGAGGAUUUUCUCCCCCCGCCCCCUCAUUAUCAGGCCAGGGAACAGGUGCCUGUUACCCAGUCUUGUGUUUGUAUUAUUUUAUGAUGAAAAGUACCUGCAUUACCAUAAAAAAUAUUUUGUUUGAAACAUUUGUAUAUACUCAUAAACCAUGCACAUGUCUGGAUGUACACUAAAAACAUCUGAAAUAUAUGACAUGUGUAUUAAAUUUAAAG
Molecule: messenger RNA, 4051 nt
Organism: Saccostrea echinata
Lineage: Eukaryota; Metazoa; Mollusca; Bivalvia; Ostreida; Ostreidae
Exons: 22
Coding region: 102-3923 (1273 amino acids)
Biological process (GO): signal transduction
Molecular function (GO): protein binding
Source: RefSeq, a predicted model, not a curated record